AUCAUCAGUUCCAUCUCUACUUUAAAACAGCCGUGUGAUUCACUUCGCUUGGAAUAAACUCUUCAAAAGCCAAGAAAACCUGCUGCAAAUUAGUUGAUAACUUGCAUUUAACAAGCAAUCAAAUCCCGUUGACCACUGGUGAUGUCACAGCUGCGCUCGAAAGUCAUUACUCUCUACAAGCACUUGCAGUAUUUGGGCCGCGAAUAUCCCGGCCUUAAUGGGCCGGAAAAGUUCAGGAAGCAGAUCCACGAUGCCUUCAUGAACCAUAAGGAUGAGCAGGAUCCUAAGAAGAUCGUGGCCCUGCUGGCCCAAGGACGCUAUCUGGCCAAGGAAGUGGAGGCCCUGUACUCCCUAAAGAAAUACCGGAGUGUUAAGCAGCGCUACAGCUACAAUGACUAAGCGGGCGGAACGGAACGGGACGGAUCGGAAAGAAGGCGUGGCAGCGAUGCGGAAAUCGUGACGAAAAUUCAAGGACUGAUGAGCGGGGAGUACGAAAGAGGGAAUCGUGAGAAUAUGAUACGUUUUGCCUUGCUUGUCGCACACAAAAAUACAACAUACAUAUAUGCAUAUUGUUCGGCCAAAACAAACUCAACCCAAGAAACACACAAUAAUUAUUUCGAAUGUCUUGUCAAUGUCUAACUUUAAGUUUGUUAUUGAGACAACCAAAAAAAAACGAAAAACGGACGUAGCGAAUAAACGAAGCAGUCAUUGAAUAAACCAAAA
Drosophila elegans is the source of this 723-nucleotide messenger RNA. It is a transcript of the gene osi, whose product is annotated as electron transfer flavoprotein regulatory factor 1. Bases 142 to 399 code for a protein of 85 amino acids. The transcript has 2 exons. Gene Ontology annotation, cellular component: mitochondrion. Lineage: Eukaryota; Metazoa; Arthropoda; Insecta; Diptera; Drosophilidae. Gene Ontology annotation, biological process: respiratory electron transport chain. The record is from RefSeq and is a predicted model, not a curated record.